Molecule: messenger RNA, 1173 nt
Organism: Trachymyrmex cornetzi
Lineage: Eukaryota; Metazoa; Arthropoda; Insecta; Hymenoptera; Formicidae
Product: probable RNA methyltransferase CG11342
Exons: 3
Coding region: 296-1051 (251 amino acids)
Biological process (GO): negative regulation of pre-miRNA processing
Cellular component (GO): cytoplasm
Molecular function (GO): RNA methyltransferase activity; O-methyltransferase activity
Source: RefSeq, a predicted model, not a curated record
UGAGUUCGUAAAAGUGACACACGUGUGGAAUACCUACGUAACAAUGUUCCCAUUCCAAACUUGUCACCCUUUUCGGAGGUCAAUGAGAUGAUGGGAUGCAGAAGUGUGUCUUGAAUCGCCGGAAACGGGAACAGUGUUACAUCACGCGUUGCCGCCACACGUGUUACUGUUGCGCACGCGGUUGAUCGUUGUCGUAAGAACGGUUGGCUGAAAUUGGGAAAGCCAAUAUUCGCAGAAGCGACAGAUGGGUGCCUAAUAAUAACAUCGAGAUUUUUUCAAAAAAAAUAAAAACAAAAUGAGCGAUAGCGAUGCUGUCGAGAAGAGUGACGAGAAAACGGAUCCGGGCGCUAUCAGACACGGGAACUUCAUGAAUUAUUACCAAUUCCAUCCUGCGGAAGAGCGCGUGCGGCAACUUCCGCGUGGCGUGUGGCAGCGGCAACGGGUCGCUCAUCCGGCCCGGAAAUACGCGGGUCUAGACGUCGGCUGUAACGCCGGGGAUCUCACAUACAUUCUACGAGACUUCCUCGAGGAGGCUAUGUCGCAAGAUCAGCCUGAGAUCUCCUUAAUCGGCGUGGAUCUCGACCCGAUCCUGAUCGAGAAAGCGCGCGAGCGCAAUCCGCGCCCGGAUCGCGUGACCUUCGAGUGUCUGGACUUUUUGUCUGAGGAUUGCGGCGAGAUGCUGAGGCGGUAUCUGACGCAGCUUAAUAAAACGCGAUUCGACGUGGUGUUCUGCUUCUCGAUCACUAUGUGGAUUCACCUGAAUCACGGCGACGACGGCCUGGAGGAGUUUCUGCGAAAGGUCUGCGAGCUGACGGAAAUGAUCGUCGUCGAGCCGCAGCCUUGGAGAUGUUACAAAAACGCUUCGAGACGACUACGAAGAGCGAAAUUGGGGGACUUUCCGCUGCUGAAGGAACUGAAAUACACCAGGAAUCCGAUGAAGCACAUAGAAGAUAUUUUGAGGAGACUGUGCGACUUUCAAAGAGUCACUGUUACUGCGGGCAACGAAUGGGGACGCAUGCUUUUAAUUUAUGAAAGGAAACAGAAAUCGUAAAAUAUAUGAGCAAAUGCGUUACGUAUUAUACAUUCAGAAUCAUAAAUUAGUACAUAAAAUACAUUCAACAUUGUAUAUCAAUUGCAAGUGUACGCCAUACGUAUCUAAAUAUUCAUGUAUCA